Messenger RNA from Hevea brasiliensis (rubber tree), 801 nucleotides. RefSeq names its product HMG1/2-like protein. NCBI's taxonomy places the organism in Eukaryota, Viridiplantae, Streptophyta, Magnoliopsida, Malpighiales, Euphorbiaceae. Bases 158 to 574 code for a protein of 138 amino acids. The record is from RefSeq and is a predicted model, not a curated record. The transcript is spliced from 7 exons.
UCUUUUUAUUAUUUUUUAUUUAAAAAAAAAAUAUAAAAUCCCUUUCCUUAUCUCUACAGAAAAGGGAAAAGGCAUUUUUCUCAAAGGCCUCCGUCUCAGCGUCUCUUCGUUCUUUCUCCUCCUCCUCUUCUGCCUCUGAAAUACGUAAGGUUUAGCCAUGAAAGGUGGGAAAUCCAAUGCUAAUGCCAGCAAGUUCGACGCUAAGUUGAAGGUAAAUGGUGCAGGCGGCGGCCAAAAAGCGUCGAAGAAGGCGGGGAAGGACCCCAACAAGCCAAAGAGGCCUGCAAGUGCUUUCUUCGUUUUCAUGGAGGAAUUUAGGCAGGAGUAUAAGGAGAAGCAUCCUAACAAUAAAUCUGUAGCCGUUGUCGGAAAGGCUGGUGGAGAUAAGUGGAAAUCUAUGUCAGAGGCUGAGAAAGCUCCUUAUGUAGCAAAAGCAGAGAAAAGAAAGAAUGAAUACAACAAAAACAUGGCUGCUUACAAUAAAAGAAUGGCUGGUGGAGGAAAUGCAGAUGACGAAUCAGACAAGUCUAAAUCUGAAGUGAAUGAUGAGGAGGAGGAAGAAAAUGAUGAGUAAUUUGAUUGAAAGUGGGAGAAGCAAUUGAUGUAGAAUUUGCUUAUGGAAAAUGACUUGAAUUUUUAGAUUUAAAUAGUUUCUUUCCUUAUGUGGUUAGACUAGUUUAGUACUAAAAUGGAGAUUAGUUCCAGCCUUUCAGAGUCUUCCUGGAGCUCACAUGGCUAUGUACUUAAUCUCCUUAAACUUAAUUGUUUAUUUUGAGUUUUAAUAUAUAUCCUUUUCUAUCA